This is a messenger RNA of Musca domestica (house fly), 1223 nucleotides long. RefSeq names its product lipase 1-like. The record is from RefSeq and is a predicted model, not a curated record. The transcript is spliced from 4 exons. Lineage: Eukaryota; Metazoa; Arthropoda; Insecta; Diptera; Muscidae. Bases 15 to 1217 code for a protein of 400 amino acids. Gene Ontology annotation, molecular function: hydrolase activity, acting on ester bonds.
UAACAAUAAUUAAAAUGUGUUCAAAAAAUUGGUGGUGGAACAAUUCGAAAGUAUUCAUCGUUUUGUUGGGAUUUUUAAGCUUGAAACUGGUUCAUGGUAGUUAUGUGGAAACACAUUAUCCCAAAAGUGUUAUUGAGGAUGCAAAUUUGGAUGCGGCCCAACUUUUGAAGAAGUACCAUUAUCCGGUUGAAAAACACUUCGUGACAACAAAGGAUAACUACAUAUUGGGCAUGCAUCGUCUUCCCAGGCCGGGAGCCCCACCCAUAUUUAUGAUGCACGGGCUAUUGGAUAGUUCAGCCACAUGGAUUAUCAUGGGUCCACAAAAUGCUCCAGCCUAUUAUUUCUAUGACAAUGGCUAUGACGUUUGGUUGGGCAAUUCCCGUGGCAAUCGUUAUUCUCGCAAUCACACCACAAUGGAUCCAGACACCGAUCCGGAAUUUUGGACAUUUAGUUGGCAUGAAAUUGGCAUCCAUGACUUGCCAGCCAUGAUUGAUUAUAUACUCCAGCAGACUGGUUUCAAAAAGAUCGGCUAUUUUGGUCACUCCCAGGGCACCACGACAUUCUGGGUGUUGGCCUCAAUGCACCCAGAAUAUAAUGAGAAAAUCACAAUGAUGCAUGCCUUGGCACCGGUGGCCUUUAUGCGCCAUGUUAAGGCCCCACUGUUGGGCUAUGCCAGGAGUUUUGUUAAAAUGUCCGAGCCACGAAUCAGAGAAUUUAUGCCACGCAAAGAAAUGUUGUGGAGAACAUGUCUGGCAUCGCCAAUUACCGAGGGUACCUGUCUGGAGACCUACUAUCAGGUGGUGGGAAAAGAUGUGGAGACAACAAAUACGACCAUGUUCCCAACAAUUGUGGGUCAUUUUCCGGCUGGCUGCAAUCUCAAACAGAUCAGCCAUUAUAUGCAAUUAAUUGACAGCGAUCGGUUUUGUCAGUUCGAUUAUGGUGCAAAGGAAAAUAUGAAACGUUAUGGUAAAUCUACACCUCCCGACUAUCCGCUGGAGAAGAUCACCGCCAAUGUGGGUCUGUAUUACACGUUGAAUGACUAUUUGUCCAGUGAGGUGGAUGUCAAACGUUUGGCCAAGAUUUUACCAAAUGUAGUGGAGGAUAGUCUCUAUCCUCAUAAGAAAUGGAAUCACAUGACCAUGUUAUGGGGCAUUAAUGCCCGUGAGAUGGCUCAUAAGCGUAUGUUGGAAGUAAUGAAAAAUUACUCUUAUGAAUGAGAGAAU